GAAAAUUUUAUCCUCAAAUUCAAUUUUUUGCAGAAAUCAAAAGGUAAACAAGGCAGCGAUAACAAAGGUGAUAAAAAGGUACUGAUAACACAAGGCAAUGAUGCGAAACAAGAGCGACAGAGAGACGAACCCGUGAAGGAACCAACUGAGUCGCAGAAGAAACGUCGUGAAGCCGCGCUCGAGAAAGAUAAAAGAGAGAAAAUCGAACAAGGAUUCUAUCAGGAGCACUCAGAUGAGGACGAUACCCUCGAACCAAUAAAGAGUCUUAAAGAGGAAAAAACUGACGAGAGCCAAUCAUCGAAA
Molecule: messenger RNA, 303 nt
Organism: Anisakis simplex (herring worm)
Lineage: Eukaryota; Metazoa; Nematoda; Chromadorea; Rhabditida; Anisakidae
Source: the annotation of a GenBank genome assembly